UUAUCAUUUCUAUUUUGAUUUAGACAAAGAACUUGCAACUUUGCCUCAUUACUAAAAAGUCAUGAAUUUUGUUCAAUUUAUCAACUUUUCAUUAUCAACCACUACUGAUUUGAAGAUGACCCCAGCCUCAUUCUCUGUUGGAAUGUUGUCCAGAAACAUUUUCUAUAUUUUUGAUGUUGUGGUUACUUAGGAGACGGCAUUGAUACAAAUAUAGUUAUUCGUAUAUCUUCAGCUUGAUAUGAUAUGCCUACUCAUGUUAAAUUUUUACAUGGAGAAAUGUCAGCAAAAAUUGCAUGUUUUUGUUUUACAGAAGUAUUAAAUGGAAAAAACUACAAUUUUUCCUAUAUUUAAAGUCUUUUAAUCUCUUUAUAUCAAUUUCAGUAUAUACUAUAUGAGUAUUAUUGAAAGAUUAGUAGAUUGUUUCCAGAUAUUUAAUAAUAGACCCCAUCUCUUUCUGGAAUCUUCUCUUUUCAGUAGACAUUUACUGUUGCAGCCAUCUUUAUUUUAAUGACCCAUCUCCCUCUGUGAUUUCAGACAGUCAGACAAGGUGGUAGACAUUGCUGAUCCAAGCUUUGCCAAUCUGAUUCGCUCUGUUAAAAAAAAAAAAAAGCUUUAGAAACCAGCUAUAAAAUAGUCUCUCUGUUAAGAACUUAACAAGAAAGUAGUAUCAUGUUGGCUAAAUACACAGAAAGAAGCACAGAAAGUCAAUCCACUUAGAGACAAGAAGGAAGGAGGUGCUUAAAGAGUAACCUCGUUGUACAUUUUCCAGCCCCUCUGAAGCCUACUUUCUCCCUUGGGUUUUUGUAAACAAGUGCUCUUUCAAUAAAUUUCCCUCUAAUUAGGAUAGUUAGGUGGGGUUUUUCACUUGUCAAAAACAUGUUUAGAUAUUCUUGUAUGUAUUGAAGCUUAUUAUUAAUUUGAGAUUUUAUAAAUUGUAAUUUUCAUAUUAAUUUAACCAUGUUUCGGUCUAAAGGUUGUGGAAUAUUACUAGUCUAUAAGGGACAAGCACAAUCUUUUGUUGGGCUGUAUAAUUUUGAGAAUUGAUGGAUAUUUCCAAAUUGUACACUUUGUGGAGUGUUUAGUAGAAAUUCUUAUAAGUCUAUUAUAUAAGAGUUUUUAAUAUCAUCAGUGCCAUGAUAGCAUUUAUGUGACAUAACAUUGACAAUGUAAAAUGUGUGUCAAAAAGAUGUAUACCUUUUUUGUAGAAUCAUUAUAGCCUGGUUGUUAUGUUCUUUCAUUUUUAUAAUGUAUCCAUUUGUUUAGAGGGAGCCAGGAUAUUUUACCAUUUAGUGAAAAACAUUAUAGAUCAUUCUGAAUUAUUUCAAAUUACUAUUCAAAAGAGCAUAGAAAAUAGCUACUUGGGAACAUGGUGUCUUGUUUAUCCAGCUCAUAUAACGAACUAGGAUCCCAGCAAAAAAAAAAAAAAAACAUUAGGAGAACUUAUGUGUCAAAAUUUUUAAAUUAUAAUUUAUUCAUUGAUCAAUUCAACAAAUAUUUGUUGAGCAUCUACCAUGUGCCAGGGAUUAGAUGUUGAGGGAUAUAGAGGUGAAUAAAACAAAGUCUGGAACUCAAAAUGACACAGAAAAGAAAUAAUUAAACAUGUACAUAUAUGCUAUAUCACAUGGUGAGCAAUGCUAAGCAGACAAAGCAGGGCAAGGGCUAUAGGAAGUGCCCUCAUAUGCAUUUUCCCAUAGUUUGAGUUUCAUAAAAUCAUAGAUCUCUGACCUUAUGUAGAAAGGGUAUAUAAACUGGAAUUAACUAGUAGCUUUUCCCUUGAUGUUAUUCAACCAGUAAGAACCACAAUUCUGGCACGUAGGCUGCCUAGAAUUUGAAAGAAAAUCUAGAGGAAUUCUUUCUUUUUGCUGAGAAAAUUUUAAGAAAUCACAUAAGUGUAUAUUGUUAUUUUACAAGAUGACUGAUCACUAGUAAGUCUUCUUUCACUUCUCAGUUCUCCUCAGAGCACCACACAGACUACAGGUUCUAGAAGGCAGGAACCACGUUGGGUUGUUUACUGAUGUAUUUAAGAACCUAGUACAUAGAUAUCAAUAAUACUUCUUUGAAUGAAGGAUGAAUAUUAUCAUUGCAUGGUUUUAUGAAUACAUCAUCUCUCCCAAACCAUUUCCAAACUCCCAAUAGAUUAUUGGAAUUACUAAACAGAUAGAUUAUUGGGAUUACUAGAUUAUUACAAGUAUAAUAUAUAUAUCAAGAGAAUACAAUUGUAGCAAUUCUUUUCGAAGACAACGCAUGGUGGCGCUGCAGGCUAAGGUGUCAAAAAAAACAAAAACAAAAAAAGCCCCGGAAAUGCUAUGAACUCAACCUCAGAUCUCUAGCGGACGAGAAAAGCCUGCAAACAGUUCAGGACCUGUAAGUUUCCAGAGAAUGUUAGUCACCGACAUUUCUGGACAGGUUACCAACUGAGAGAUCCAUCACUGUCUCUUUCCCUCGCUACCUAAGGUAGAGCUGGGCCCUGUUCUUGGAAAAGCACUGGUGGAAUAAAGAUGGAGGCCGGAGGGGAGCGCUUACCUAAACAAAGGCAAGUCCUGAUUUUCUUUCUUUUGAUGGGAGUGGCUCUGGCGGGCUGGGAAUCCCGUCGUUAUUCCGUGAUGGAGGAAACAGAGAGCGGCUCCUUUGUGGCCAACCUGGCUAAGGAUCUGGGGCUGGGAGUGGAGGAACUAGCUGCUCGGGGAGCCCGGGUGGUCUCUGAGGAUAACGAACCCCGAUUGCAGCUUGAUCUGCAGACCGGGGACUUGAUACUAAAUGAGAAACUGGACCGCGAGGAAAUGUGCGGACCCACUGAUCCAUGUGUAAUGCAUUUCCAAGUGUUAUUGAAAAAACCAUUGGGAGUAUUUCGAGCUGAGCUACUGGUGAGAGACAUAAACGAUCAUUCUCCUGAGUUUCCCGAAAGAGAAAUGACGCUGAAAAUCCCGGAGAAUAGCGCUCCUGGGACCGUGUUUCCUCUGAAAAAAGCCCAGGACUUGGACGUGGGCAACAACAAUAUCCAAAACUACAAUAUCAGUCCCAAAUCUCAUUUCCACGUUUCCACCCGCAAUCGGGGGGAUGGCAGGAAAUAUCCAGAGCUGGUGCUGGACAAAGACCUGGAUCGAGAGGAGCAGGCCGAGUUCAGGUUAACCCUCACAGCGCUGGAUGGCGGCUCUCCACCCCGGUCUGGCACCGCUCAGGUCCGCAUCUUGGUUUUGGACGUCAAUGACAACGCCCCUGAGUUUGAGCAGACACUCUACCAGGUGCAGGUCCCGGAGAACAGCCCUGUAGGCGCCCUAAUUGUCAAGGUCUCUGCUAGAGAUUUAGACACUGGGACAAAUGGAGAGAUAUCAUACUCCCUUUUUUAUAGUUCUCAGGAGAUAAGCACAACUUUUGAGCUAAACAGCCUUUCGGGAGAAGUUCGACUAAUUAAAAAAUUAGAUUUUGAGACAGUAUCCUCUUAUGAGCUGGAUAUAGAUGCGUCUGAUGGUGGGGGACUUUCCGGAAAAUGCUCUGUUUCCAUUGAGGUGGUGGAUGUUAACGAUAACUCCCCAGAACUAACUAUUUCAUCACUGACCAGCCCCAUUCCUGAAAAUUCCCCCGAGACAGAAGUGGCCCUGUUUAGGACUCGAGACCGAGAUUCAGGGGACAACGGAAGGAUGACAUGCUCCAUUCCAGAUGAUCUCCCCUUCCUCCUGAAACCAUCUGCAGAGAAUUUCUACACCCUGGUAACAAAUGGGGCGCUGGACAGAGAGAACCAAUCCGAGUAUAACGUCACCAUCACCGUUACCGACUUGGGAACCCCCACGUUGAAAACCCAGCACAACAUAACCGUGCUGGUCUUCGAUGUCAACGACAACGCCCCGGCCUUCACCCAAACCUCCUACACCCUGUUCGUCCGCGAGAACAACAGCCCCGCCCUGCACAUAGGCAGCGUCAGCGCCACCGACAGAGACGCGGGCGCCAACGCCCAGGUCACCUACUCGCUGCUGCCGCCACAGGACCCGCACCUGCCCCUGGCCUCCCUGGUGUCCAUCAACGCCGACAACGGGCAGCUGUUCGCCCUGAGGGCGCUGGAUUACGAGGCCCUGCAGGCCUUGGAGUUCCGCGUGGGCUCCACGGACCGCGGCUCCCCUGCGCUGAGCAGCCAGGCGCUGGUGCGCGUGCUGGUGCUGGACGCCAACGACAACUCGCCCUUCGUGCUGUACCCGCUGCAGAACGGCUCUGCGCCCUGCACCGAGCUGGUGCCCAGGGCGGCCGAGCCGGGCUACCUGGUGAGCAAGGUGGUGGCGGUGGACGGAGACUCGGGCCAGAACGCCUGGCUGUCGUACCAGCUGCUCAAGGCCACGGAGCCCGGGCUGUUCGGCGUGUGGGCGCACAACGGCGAGGUGCGCACGGCGCGGCUGCUGAGCGAGCGCGACGCGGCCAAGCACAGGCUGGUGGUGCUGGUCAAGGACAACGGCGAGCCGCCGCUGUCGGCCAGCGUCACGCUGCACGUGCUGCUGGUGGACGGCUUCUCGCAGCCCUACCUGCCGCUCCCGGAAGCGGCGGCCGACCCGGCCCAGGCCGACCCGCUCACGGUCUACCUGGUCAUCGCGUUGGCGUCGGUGUCGUCGCUCUUCCUGUUCUCGGUGCUGGCGUUCGUCGCGGCGCGGCUGUGCAGGAGGGGCAGGGCCGCCUCGUUGGGUGGCUGCUCGGUGCCCGAGGGCCACUUUCCGGGCCACCUGGUGGACGUCAGCGGUACUGGGACCCUUUCCCAGAGCUACCAGUAUGAGUUGAACACAAUACUUCAAGUUGAAAAGAGAGAUCUGGCAACCAUGAGGAAGAAAGCUAAAGAAAUCUGGCACAAGCCAUAAGGAGACUGCUAGAGUAUUAUAUCCAGCAAGACUGAUUCCGAAGGGAACUCCUCCUAAUAAGAAAGAAGUUCGAGUGGUACAUCUGACUGUUCACUUUUCCUGGAAAGAAAGAUGGCCAGAGAAGACAGUAAUGACACCAUAGCAGUUUCCAGACUUGGUAGCAGUCUCCAGACUUGGAACCGAAGACUCACCCUACUGUGUGGCCUUUUUGUGACCAAAUGGGCAAUGAAUCUGAGAAGGUUCCCAUGUCUGGUGCCAAGGAGACAGGAAAGGCUUUUUGUGGGCAACAUCUCCAAGAACCUGGAUCGGGGAACUUCAGUCCUGGCUAGAGAAGAGUCUGUCUGCCAUUUCUCCAAAGGCAGAAAGGAGCCUUUCCUCCAAAUGCACAAAAGAGCCAUUUCUAUGUAAAUCAGCAAAUAGAGAAGUUAUGCGGACAGAUGCCCUAGUUAAUGUCUGCUGAGAGUCCAGCUUGCCGAGGAGGAGCCAGUGAAAAUCUUUAGGCUGGAGUAGAAAUACUCACUAUAUAGACAAAUAUCUGGAUGAAUUGAUACCUUUUCUGGGGACAUAUUUUUUCACCCACAGAAUGUGCAGGAUUGUUAAGAGAGAUCAAUUUUCUACAAAACUACUUACCCACCUGU
Messenger RNA from Rhinolophus ferrumequinum (greater horseshoe bat), 5473 nucleotides. It is a transcript of the gene PCDHB15, whose product is annotated as protocadherin beta 15. The transcript is spliced from 4 exons. Bases 2499 to 4835 code for a protein of 778 amino acids. The record is from RefSeq and is a predicted model, not a curated record. Gene Ontology annotation, cellular component: plasma membrane. NCBI's taxonomy places the organism in Eukaryota, Metazoa, Chordata, Mammalia, Chiroptera, Rhinolophidae. Gene Ontology annotation, biological process: homophilic cell-cell adhesion. Gene Ontology annotation, molecular function: calcium ion binding.